Messenger RNA from Paramecium pentaurelia, 1055 nucleotides. The record is from the annotation of a GenBank genome assembly. NCBI's taxonomy places the organism in Eukaryota, Ciliophora, Oligohymenophorea, Peniculida, Parameciidae.
AUGGGUACUUGCGGUGGUAUAUGUGGAUAGAGUAAUCCUGAAAAUACUAUUGUUAAAAUUUAAUAAGUAAAUAUGGGUGAUGUAGAUAAUUAAAUUGAGAUGGGAUUAUAAAUGGGAGAUGAAGGUGUUCCAAUUACACUUUAAUAAAGAGUUGAAGAAACAUUGAAUUAACCAAAUUAAAACAAUGAAAAUUAGGUAUAUGAUACAUAAAAGAGACCUUCUUUCAAAUUUGAUGAAAUUAAAACUUAAAUUUUAUAAGAGUCAGUACUAGAUAAAUGUUAGCCUGUAACAUUAGAAUCAGGAGCUAUUUAUACUGGAUAAUGGUAGAAUGAGUAGAGACAUGGUUGGGGAAAAUAAGUUUGGCCAGAUUAAUCAGUUUAUGAAGGAGAAUGGGUUAAUGAUAAGGCUUGUGGAAAAGGGAAAUUAAUACAUGCUGAUGGAGAUGUAUAUGAAGGUGAAUGGGUUAAUGAUAAAGCUAAUGGAUUUGGCAGAUAUUAUCAUAGUAAUGGAGCAACAUAUGAAGGAGAGUGGAAAGAUGACAAAUAACAUGGUUAUGGAGAAGAACAAUGGCCAGAUGGUUCAAAAUAUAAGGGUUUAUAUGAAGAUGGAAAGAAACAUGGUAAAGGUUUAUUAUAAUUUGUUGAUGGAUCAUUUUAUAAUGGAGAAUUCAAUUAUAAUGAUAUACAUGGAAAAGGUUGUUUAUUAUUCUUAAUUAAUAUAAGGUCGAUAUGUAUGGGCAGAUAAAAGAGAGUAUGAAGGAUAAUGGAAUAAUAAUUAAAUGCAUGGUAUUGGAAUUACUAAAUGGCCAGAUGGGAAAAUAUAUGAUGGAGAGUAAUUAAUUGAAAAUAAUUGUUUUUAGAUAUUUAAAUGAUAAAAAAGAUGGUUUUGGUACUUUUAUUUGGCCAGAUGGUAGAAAGUAUGUUGGAUAAUGGUUUGAUGGUAAAUAACAUGGUAGAGGAACAUUCACAAAAGUAAGUGGAGAAAGUAGAUAAGGUGAAUGGGUUGAUGGAAAAAGAAUCAGAUGGAUGGAAUUGGAGGAAUAAUAAACAAAUUGA